This is a messenger RNA of Bacillus rossius redtenbacheri, 1445 nucleotides long. RefSeq names its product proteasome activator complex subunit 3 (gene REG). Gene Ontology annotation, biological process: positive regulation of endopeptidase activity; regulation of proteasomal protein catabolic process; regulation of G1/S transition of mitotic cell cycle. The coding region runs from base 133 to 939 and encodes 268 amino acids. Gene Ontology annotation, cellular component: nucleoplasm; proteasome activator complex; cytoplasm. Lineage: Eukaryota; Metazoa; Arthropoda; Insecta; Phasmatodea; Bacillidae. Gene Ontology annotation, molecular function: endopeptidase activator activity. The record is from RefSeq and is a predicted model, not a curated record. The transcript has 7 exons.
ACUGUACUUCCGCUUUACCGCAGCGUCUAGUCUACUGAUAGUAUUUCCUUUCUGUGAAACACGUUUUAUGGCAAAAGUUUGUUUUUCCAUUAUAAAAAUUGUUAGGAUCGAAAAUAUAAUUUUUAGUGUAAUAUGGCUGAUGGAGUUACUUCAAAGGUUCAAGAAUACAAAGAUUCUGUGAAACAGAAGUUGAAAGAUGAGUUUGCGAAAAUCACGUAUUCGAACACAAGGCCUACAGGUUUGACCAAAGCUGAAGAGUUGAUUUUGAAAGGAUUCCCUCAGAAAAUCGUUGAGUUGAAUGAGCUGCUGGAUAAACCCCAAUUCGACAAACCAAACCUGAGUGACGUACACCAGACGUUGAAUAUUCCUGUUCCAGAUCCGAUCGUCCUGGGCAAUAGCCUGGACCAUGCGGACCAGCCAGCCCCCAAGAAGCAGAGGCUGGAGCACGGCUUGGACCAAGUGUCGGGCACCAAGGUCAUGGCGCUCCCCAGCGGCUCCGUGCUGUGCAACAAGAACCUCACGGACAUGGUGGCCUUGGUGAAGCCUCACAUUCGCAAACUCAUCGAGGACGCCAACUUGCUCAAAAUGUGGAUUUCUUUUAUGAUUCCCAAAAUAGAAGACGGUAAUAAUUUUGGAGUGUCAAUCCAAGAAGAUACGUUGGCAGAAGUUCAGUCCGUAGAAUCAGAAGCUGCUGCAUUUUUUGAUCAGAUUUCUAGAUAUUUUGUAUCUAGGGGGAAAAUCAUUUCAAAGGUAGCAAAGUAUCCGCAUAUUGAGGACUACCGAAGAGCGGUGUCUGAAUUGGAUGAAAAGGAAUAUGUCAGUUUGUGGCUGGUGAUGUGUGAGAUUCGGAAUCGCUACUGCACACUUCACGACAUUGUCAUCAAGAACCUUGAAAAAAUCAAGAAACCUAGAACAUCAAACGCUGAUUCCCUGUACUGAAUUUUUUUUUUUUGCACACUAUGAGAACAAGGAAAGCAUUUGGGAAGAGAAACUAGUUUGCAAAUUGCAGAGGUGCAUUGUGUAUCUUUUCUGGCCCGACUGUGAUUAUCGCAGGCUCUGCAACACCGUGCGAGAACAUAUUUUAAUUUUUGAGAAACUCUUGUGUCUAAAUUUGUGUCAUACGUGUUGAAAUAUACUUAUCAAACAGAAUUGGUUUUUAAAGUAAUUUUUGGGUAAGUUUUUUAAUGGUUGACUUUUUUUUCCAGCUAUUUUGUACCUGAGAAACUUGUGUUGAAUUUGGUUUAACUUUUGAAGUAUUUUAUUCCAGUAUUUAUACUUCAUGUUGUAUGUGGAUAAAGAUUUGAUAACUUUUUGUUCUUUUUGAUGUGAUAAUUGAUUCCAACCAGUCCAGAAGCAAGUUUGCUAGACUAACAACUAUGAUUUUUGAAGCGUGAAUGUGCUUGUUUUUGAAGUUGAGUGAAUUAUAAUUCUAUACAUAAACAGAA